AGAUCCUGUCUGAAAUAAAUGAAUAAGUAUUUAGAAAUGUUUCUUCUUUUGGCAUUAUCUGCUAUAGAUUACUAUCGUUUCUUUUUGUCUACUGUUUUUGAAGGAUAGAACAGCCUGUAGAGCUGUAACUUUUUGUUUUUUAGCUUUUUAUUUGUAAGUUAUUUUAUACUUACAGAAGAGUUUCAAGAACAUGAAUAAUACGAAGAGCACCCAUAUAUCCUUUACUCAGAUUUAUCAGGUGAUGACAUUUUAUUCCAUUUCUGUAACUUUGAAUAAAACUUUACUAGAGACUGGAGGAGGAUAAAAAUACCACAUUAAAAGCAUAACAUUUAACUGCCACUAGAAAUGGCUACUCUUAAAGCACAUUUGCUCAAGUGGGGCACAGUGGCAUGCACCUGUAAUCCUAGGUACUCCGGAGGCUGAAACCAGAGGGUUGGUUGGCCCAGGAAUUUGAAGCCAGCCUGAGUAACAUAGAAAGGCCCAUGUCUAGGAAAAAAAAAUAAAGAAAAAGGGGCAUAUAUUUGCUUAUAUCCAGCCUCUCAGACCAUUCUAGAGCCUUCUCCCUGAUUUGCUUUUUCUAGUCCCAAUGUGGGCAUCUCCAAGCCACGCUUUGGACUACAGCGCUAUUUGAGUUCUGCCACCGUCCCCAACUCAGUGCCUUGCCUUUAGAUAAAUAAGUUUUUUUUCUCUCAUCCUGCUGCUCUCUAAGGCCCAUCUCCUUUCUACCUUCCCCUGAUCCCAGUGCAUUCCCUUCAGGAUAAAGCCUGCUCCUGCACACAAGGACCAGCCAACCAUCAGGAAAGUGUGACAGCACAGUUCCCAAAGCGUGGACUCUUCUGUCUUGAAUGGGUCUAGGAAAGACAAUCCAGGCAAUUGCAGUUGCUUACUUCUAUAAAGAGGAAUGGCCUCUGUUAAUAGUGGUCCCUUCAUCUCUGAGGUACCCUUGGACAGAAGAAGUCGAGAAAUGGAUCCCAGAGCUAAGUCCAGAAGAAAUCCAUGUUAUUCAGAAUAAAGCUGAUGUUAGGAGAAUAUCGACCAGUAAAGUGACAGUUCUGGGUUAUGGUCUCUUAACCACAGAUGCAGAGACUUUGAUAGAUGCACUGAAUAAUCAGAAGUUCAAAGUAGUUAUAGUGGAUGAAUCACACUACAUGAAGUCCAGAAAUGCAACUCGCAGCAAGAUUUUAUUGCCAGUAGUACAGAAAGCCAGACGAGCCAUUCUUCUUACAGGAACACCAGCUUUAGGAAGGCCUGAAGAGCUUUUCAUGCAGAUCGAAGCUCUCUUUCCACAAAAAUUUGGAAGAUGGACCGACUAUGCAAAAAGAUAUUGUAAUGCACACAUCAGAUAUUUUGGUAAAAGACCUCAGUGGGAUUGUAGAGGGGCAUCAAAUCUUAAGGAACUUCACCAGCUAUUAAGUGACAUAAUGAUUAGAAGAUUAAAGACUGAAGUUUUAACCCAGCUGCCCCCUAAAAUCAGACAGCGUAUUCCAUUUGAUCUUCCAUCAGCAGCAGCCAAGGAAUUGAAUACCAGCUUUGAAGAGUGGAAAAAAUUAAUGAGAACUCCAAAUUCAAGUGCCAUGGAGACAGUCAUGGGGUUGAUAACUCGCAUGUUUAAACAAACUGCUAUUGCCAAGGCAGGUGCUGUAAAGGAUUAUAUUAAGAUGAUGCUUCAGAAUGAUUCGCUUAAAUUUCUGGUUUUUGCUCACCAUUUAAGCAUGCUCCAGGCUUGCACAGAAGCAGUCAUCGAAAAUAAGACUCGUUACAUUAGGAUAGAUGGAAGUGUUUCAUCUUCAGAAAGAAUACAUCUGGUUAAUCAGUUUCAAAAGGAUCCUAACACUCGUGUGGCUAUCCUAAGCAUUCAGGCUGCUGGCCAGGGAUUAACAUUUACUGCAGCAAGUCAUGUUGUUUUUGCCGAGUUGUAUUGGGACCCUGGACAUAUAAAACAAGCAGAAGACCGAGCUCACAGAAUUGGCCAGUGCAGUUCCGUGAAUAUUCACUACCUUAUUGCAAAUGGAACUCUAGACACCCUUAUGUGGGGAAUGUUGAAUCGCAAGGCUCAAGUUACAGGGAGCACACUGAAUGGUAAAAAGGAAAAAAUUCAGGCUGAGGAAGGUGAUAAGGAAAAAUGGGAUUUCCUGCAGUUUGCUGAAGCUUGGACUCCAAAUGACAGUUCUGAAGAGUUAAGGAAGGAAGCUUUGUUCACUCAUUUUGAAAAAGAGAAACAGCAUGAUAUUCGAUCAUUUUUUUUACCACAACUUAAAAAAAGACAGUUGAUGACCUCCUGCUAUGAAUCAAAGAAUUUCCAGGAGGAAAAUACUGUAGUGUCAUCAGACCCUACAAAAAUAACUGCAAGAGAUAUCAUCGAUCAUGAAAGUGAUGUUGAACCUGAAACUAAAAGAUUGAAAUUGGUCACCACGGAUGACCACUACAGUCCCUCAGAAGAAACACCAUCUCAGUCCAGACAAAUCAGAACUCCACUCAUGGAAAGUGUCCAGGAGGCCAAGGCCCAGUCAACCACCCCAACCUUUCCUGUAGAGGGCUGGCAAUGUAGUUUCUGCACCUAUAUCAAUAAUUCAGUGUUACGUUAUUGUGAAAUGUGUGAGAAUCCUCAAGGCAGUGCUGAUAGCCUCAACCAUAGCCAGGAUAAAAACAAAAAUGAGAAGGAUGAUUCUCUGAAAGAUACCUCCGAAGUUCAAACUAUCUUAGACUGUGAAAAACAAGUCCUUGCACAGUCAGAACCUGACCAGUUGGCUGACAGCAAGGAAGAAACAUUAAAAAUUGAGAAAGAAGACAGACUUACACCCCAGCCAGGUAAUGAACAGUUGAAGAGUUCAGACACUUUGCCAGUGUAUGACACCUUAAUGUUUUGUGCAAGUAGGAAUACUGACCGGAUUCACCUCUAUACUAAGGAUGGAAAACAGAUGAGCUGUAAUUUCAUUCCUUUGGAUAUAAAAUUAGACCUUUGGGAAGAUUUACCAGCAAGCUUUCAGCUGAAACAAAAUCGCUCUCUGAUUUUGAGGUUUGUUCGAGAAUGGAGUAGUCUAACUGCCAUGAAGCAAGGGAUAAUCAGGAAAAGUGGACAGCUAUUCUGUAGCCCAAUUCUUGCUUUGGAAGAGAUCACAAAGCAACAAACUAAACAAAAUUUCACCAAAAGAUACAUAACCAAAGAAGAUGUUGCUGUAGCUUCAGUGGACAAAGUGAGGAAUGCUGGAGGCCAUGUUCGUCUGAUCACAAAGGAGUCCAGGCCAUGGGAUCCUUACACAAAAAACUUUCUUGAAGAUGGAGCCUGUGUCCCAUUUCUAAGUCCAGACACAGUCCAGGCUGAUCUCACUGGGAAGCCUUCUACAUCCAAAGGCUAUUUACAAGCUGUGGAUAAUGAAGGAAAUCCACUUUGCCUUCGCUGUCAGCAACCCACUUGCCAAACUAAGCAAGCGUGUAAAGCAAACGCUUGGGAUUCACGGUUUUGCUCUCUGAAAUGUCAGGAAGAGUUUUGGAUUCGAUCUAAUAACAGUUACCUGCGAGCCAAAGUAUUUGAAACUGAACAUGGUGUGUGUCAGCUCUGUAAUGUGAAUGCACAAGAACUCUUUUUACGUCUGAGGGAUGCCCCUAAAAGUCAGAGGAAGAAUCUUUUGGAUGCUACCUGGACUUCAAAGCUCCCAUUAGAGCAGCUAAAUGAAAUGAUAAGAAACCCAGGGGAAGGACAUUUCUGGCAGGUGGAUCACAUCAAGCCAGUGUACAGGGGAGGAGGACAGUGUUCCCUGGACAACCUGCAGACUCUCUGCACAGUCUGUCAUAAAGAGAGAACUGCCAGACAAGCUAAGGAAAGAAGCCAGGUGAGAAGACAAUCUCUAGCAUCAAAGCAUGGAUCAGACAUCACACGAUUUUUGGUAAAGAAGUAAAGUAGAAGAAUAUAUGAAUGAAUGACAUAUGGUUUACAUGUGGAAUAAUUUAAUACAAAAUUUUUCCAUGUCUAAUAUAUUGAGAGUAAAAAUUUUCAGAACAAAAAUCAAGAAUUCAAAUUCUGUUGUACUAAUUACUUUUCGUGUUAAAUACAUUUUGAAAAUAUUUAACAGAAACUAAGAUAUGAUACUAAAUAUUUCUGUGGUCUUUUUUAUUGGAUGCAGACUUGCAAUUAUGUUUCAGCAAUGUUUUAAGUUCUUUAUCCCUAAUAUGCCUAAUCAUUAUAUUAUGCAUAGACUGUGUUUAAAAAAUGUACUCUCAAUUACCUGAAAAAUGCUUCUGGAUUAGUAUUGGUUUUGGACUGUCAUAGAUAUGAAUGGAACACUGCAAAACUUUAUGGGAAAUUUCAGAGGCAAAUCAUUAUUCAGGAGUUCUGGGCCAAGCAUGACCAGCCUGCUUAGGAUUCAAGAGAGAUUGUCCGCUAAAUACCUCCAGAAUGACCUUGGGGUACACAUUUUGGGUGUUUCCUUUCUUGCUUUAUUUCUUAGCCAGUCAUCUUUAUCAAAAAUAUCCUUUUCAAAAUGAAGUACCUAACACUAAUGGUGUUUGUGGACAAUUCGGAGGCUCUAUGUAAAGUAAUUUUUAAAACUAUUAAAUAACUGAAACCAUAAAAUGUAAAAUGCCACUUAAGCUUGAUUUUUUUUUUUUAAAGUAUAUGUGCUGCCAAAGAGAACACAGGCCUGAUUUUUUUAGAUCUUUUUUAAAAAAUGAAUAAAACUAGGCUUAUUGUCAAAAUAUUCUUUAUCUUCUGGUUCUCAUAUUCUCCUUUUAAAACCCUGUGUUAUUAAAGGUAUAUUUCUGGUACUUCUUUUAAAAAGAGUGAUGACAAUAAAACACUUUAUAGUAAGGCAUAACCAGAUGGUUAUAUGCAUUUAAAAGUACAAUGAUAAUAUUAAAAUGUAAUUGACAUAAAAUAAGAGUGAUCCUAAAGCAAACCCAGGGCCUAAUCCUGCAAUGUGUCAGAAUCAUGAAAGCAAAGAGUCAGAACUAUACAAAAUACAGGUCCAAGGAAGAAUUGCAUUCCCAAAAGGGACCUGUUUGUAAAUACUAUUAGGAUGUAUACCUCUUUGGUUUGAGCAUUUUCCUGCUUUAAUUAAUAGCAAGUGUUUUACAACAUAAAAGACUUGUUUUUAGAAAGAUUAUAUAAUCAUGAAUUUUCCUUCCAGAGUUGUUCCUUGGUUUCUAUUUCAUUGUAUGAGAUCAAAUCAUGUUGCUUAUUUUAUAAAUGAAGUUGGGCUUUCUUUGGCCUCCAUUCUGCUUAGUUGGUCAGGCUCUUUGCAGUUUUCUGCUUCAUUUCCAAGGUAACCUAGGAUUUGUCAUGGUUGAGAGCCAAGAAGCAGGCACGCUGCCUUUCCUCCAGCAUGGAGUGUUUGCAAGUGUGGUCUAAGUAGGACAGAUUUGAGGGGAACUUGCUCUUCAGAUCACACUAAGGUGAUAAUUCUAAGGAGAAAGUUCUCCUCAGAGGUAAGAACUGUGUGAUGGUUUGAGGUGAAACAAUCCAUGAAGAUAGAUAGGCUCAGUCUACACAAAGUUUCCGAAUUCUGACUAUUUAAAAAUGCCGUAAGGAGCAGUGACCAUUUGCUGUACAGGAUGCUGACUGGCUCAUCCCCAUCCCUUCCUGACAUGUCUCAGAGCUUUGUGUCCUGCCUUCCCCCUAAUUUGGUCUACAUUACUUGUGGGGCACAUUGAGAUGAAGAUUCUGGGACUGAAAGUAAAGAUAGAGAUUGAUCUAAUCACCAAGACCAAAAGGGCAUCUUGAGGAGACUGUUCUUUUCAUCCUCACAAUCUGAAACAGAAGCUGCCCCCUAUGUAUUGCAAAUAGGAGGUUAUGACGGAGGGACACAGAAAGUGUCAGAGCAAGCAGCAGAUCCUGAGUGCAGAAAGAUGUGCAGAUGGCCACCAGGAAGAACUUAGCUGCCGCCAUGCAGGAGAUGGAGAUAAAGUGAAAGACACAGGUAGGUCGAGUGAGUGUAAAAGGAUAGGCCCAGCUCUGAAAAGACUCAGAGAAGUUGCAAGAUACAGUGUAGGCUAAGAAAACAGCAACAAAAAAAGACUCUAUCCAGGUGUGAUGGCACUUGCCUGUAGCCUAGCUACUCAGGAGGCUGAGGUAGGAGGGUCACUUCAGCCCAGGGGUUCAUGACCAGCCUAGGUAACACAGCAAGGCCCCAUCUCAAAAAAGAAAAACAGCUCUGGAUCCAAGUAACAGAACUAGGAAGUGGGAGGUGGGGAAUGAACCAGCUUACGAUACAGAACCAUAUGAAAAUAUAUGCCUGUGGGUAGGGUUUGGGUGGGGAGGACUUGUGGAGCAUGGUGGGCCUUACACACCCAAACCUCGCAUGGCCAGCAUCAGGCUAGCCUGCCUUCCUGUUCCGGUCACUGAGUGACAAUGAUCCCAUACACAUUCUGAUGAUUAAUAAAGUUGCUUUUAGUAGCCCCAGAGCCAGGAAGAAGAAUUCAUAUGGAAUUUUUAAAGAAGCCUACUGUCAGUGUUCACUGCAGCCUAACAUACAUUUCUUGGGGAGAUUUUCUUGGAACAAGUGAAUACCCUCUAUAUUUUCUUAACUGUAUAGGAAAGGACUUUCUGCCCAUACAUCUUGCUAAUAAAUCAAAUCUCUUCUUUAGAUUCUUGAGUGAAACAUUUAAAAUGUAGUUUCUUUAGAAAAAUAAGUAUGAGGCAUUUUAAAUUAUGUCAAAAAAGUCAAUACUCGAGCUCUUUACAGUAAAUAGAUGGGUUGUGUUUACUUAUAGGAUACAGAAUUAUGAAUUUCAAACAUCAAAAAUAAAUUGUGGGAAUAAUAUCUCAUUUUCUGUUACAUAUUACUAGCCUGUUUCUCAUUCCACCAUUUAUUCUUUUGAACUGGAAAACUGUGGGCUCCUAGUCACUGCACUAAUCUAUCCGAAUAUCCAACUACCAGAAAAUGUUUUAUCCCAUCUCAAGUUUGUCAACUGCUUUAUAUUGUUAAGGGUGGUUUUGCCACCCUGGUUGUGUUCAUAUUUACCAUUGAGAAAUGUCAUUGUUACUAAGAAACAUUCUGUGUUCCAACUACCUGCCUCUCUUCCUUAGUAGUUUCUCCUUAAAUCAUUGACUGGAUCUUCCUAGCAGUAGCUUCUAGCUAUUUUCUGGAAACUGGUCUCUGGUUUGCCUUAAAAAUAUUGUUAAUUAUUCCACAUUUGCUAAAGUGUUUGUAUUUCACAGUCUCUCUGCUCUUACACACCUGCCUUCCUGCAACCAGAUGUCAUCAUUAGAUUGGAGAACCUCCAAACACCUAUAACUGUAUAAAGCUCAAGUCUGUUUAAGAAAGAGCCCAACGUCAUUUCAACUUAGCCUCCAAAAUGAGCUAAAGAAAGCACUCUUGUGCAACCUGAACCUAGCAAGUGCUUGGCAUGCGACGUUUACACACACGUGCCACAGACACAGCCCAAUCUUCUUAGUGUAACUCCAGAUUGCUAUGCUUCAGCUUAGAGCCUUUGCAAUCCUGCAAAAAUGUUUUACCUGCCUUCUGCAUAAUACAUUCUUACAGAACUAUGACUUAAUUUAUGUCUUGGCCUUCAUCAAAUUUAUGUCUUGGCCUUCAUCAAAUGGAUAUUUUUUGAAGCCAUACACGAAAUACUGCUAUGCCAUUUUUGUUCAUUUUGCUGUUUUGAAAACUGCUCUUAGGAGGUUUAAGAAGGAUAAUUGCUAAUACCUCUCUCUCCACAUCAAACUGGGAACCAGUUGAGAAAUGAAACACAGAAACCAGACAGAUGAAAUUGACAAUGUGAAUUUUGAGGUUCAUAAAAGAGAAUUAGAAGUCAUGCAUGGAUCUGCAGCACCAGUCAAGCUCUCUAACACUUAGGGCCUCUGUGUUCAACUGGGGCCCUGGGUGACUCCCCUGCAGGAAAGUAAGAGUGAAUCUAUACUGCAGGGCAAGCAAACUUACCCCAAAACCCAGGCCAGCAUCUACUUGACUUCAUCUUGGGGACAGUGAGAAAAGGAUCUCCAGGCCAAACUUGACAGCAUCUGUCCUCAGCACAUAAAAGCAGUCUGUCCUAUAGACAGGCUGAUCAGAGAGAAAGGGGAUAGGCAUUUUCAACCUCCAUGGCUUCUCCUAAAUUUGCCAGCGGGGUAAGUCACUCUGCUUCCUUUAGAGAGGAAGGAGUCAGAGGGUAGAGAUAGGCCAAAAAUUUCUUCUUUUAGCAAAACUUGAGGGUGAGGAAGAGGUAUUUCAUGUUGCAUCACUGUAUGCCAUCUUGUGCAUGAUGACAAAGUCAGUUCCUACCCUAUUCCUUGACCUUGGACAUGUGUCCAUUAGUUCUUAAACUCUCCAUGGGCAUUAGAAACCAUCUGCCACCCUGACAUCAAUGUCAGCCCUUUCUCCAGCCUAAUGUGUAUCUCUGUGGCCCAUUUGGUUCCUUGUGCCUGCUGCAGCUUGUAAGUAAGAAUGACUCCUCCUUAGUGUGCCGUAUGCCAGUGUGGUUUCAUAUUAGCAUAUUAGUAGUUAAGUAGAGGUCAGGCACCUGAUUUUGUUCAAAUAAGUCCUGCCAAGGGUGUUUUUGCUUUU
Messenger RNA from Sapajus apella (tufted capuchin), 8498 nucleotides. RefSeq names its product zinc finger RANBP2-type containing 3 (gene ZRANB3). The record is from RefSeq and is a predicted model, not a curated record. Gene Ontology annotation, molecular function: endonuclease activity; ATP-dependent chromatin remodeler activity; ATP binding. The coding region runs from base 846 to 3896 and encodes 1016 amino acids. Gene Ontology annotation, biological process: DNA repair; replication fork processing. The transcript is spliced from 19 exons. Lineage: Eukaryota; Metazoa; Chordata; Mammalia; Primates; Cebidae. Gene Ontology annotation, cellular component: nuclear replication fork.